AUGCCUCGGCUGGCCUGGACGCUCGUAGCGUGCGUUGUCCUGCACGUCGUCUGGACGUACGCGCGACGCAAGAAACGGACGCAGUAUGUGGACGCGGGUGCGGAGCGUGUCUUGAUCCUGGGUGCCUCGACGCCUGAUGGCCUCGGCGCCGAGUUGCUCCGGCAGUACGUGGAGCGCGGAGCGAAGCACAUCAUGAUCGUGGGGCGACGACAACAUGCGUUGGACGACGUGCGGAAACGCUUUCCUCGUGUGCAAGUGCACGUACAUGCCGCAGACCUCACAUGCACACAGAGUGUGCUCGCUCUCCGCGACGCCGUCGUACGGUGCAUGGGCGGCUUGGAUACGCUGCACAUGGUGUUUGGCGCCACAUCGAUUCUGCCGAUCCUCGGCGUCGCGGGCGUCGACCCGUGCGGCGUGAAUGCCGAGACGGAGGAGCGCGGGCUGACGCAUGCGACGCAGGAUGGCCUCGAUCGCAUCGGCGAGACGGUCCAGCGCAGCUGCGACGCCAAUGUCAAAGGCCCGGCCAUCGUGCUGGGCGCCUUGAUCCCGCUCAUGCAGACGACGUCCUCGCGCCCGGCCGUCGUGACGAUCGGCUCCGUCGCCGGCCUCAUACCGGCGCCGACGCGCGCCGUAUACUGCGCGUCGAAAUCGGCUCAGCACCUCCUCGUGCGCUCCGUCGAUCUCGAGUGCGAGGCCCAAGCCGCCAUGCCUGCGCCGGGUCAGCCGCGACGCGCUCGCGUGCACUUCCUUCUCGUGGCGCCCGGCCCGAUCAAGAACUCGUUCGUCGCUACGUACUCGGUCGACGCCUCGACGGGGCCGCGCGACCGCCGCGACCACGCGCUUGGUGUCGAGGACGUCGUUCGUGCGACGCUGCGCCGCGUCGAUGCCGAGCAAUGGGGCGUGCUCGUGAUGCCGUCGUACCUCCGCGUCGCAUGGAUCCUUACCUGCCUCGAUGCUACACGCGCCUGGCUGGGCCGUGCAGCUCACCGCCUCUACCGAUAUUAG
Molecule: messenger RNA, 1005 nt
Organism: Malassezia restricta
Lineage: Eukaryota; Fungi; Basidiomycota; Malasseziomycetes; Malasseziales; Malasseziaceae
Product: short-chain dehydrogenase
Exons: 2
Coding region: 1-1005 (334 amino acids)
Cellular component (GO): membrane
Source: RefSeq, a predicted model, not a curated record